Molecule: messenger RNA, 3108 nt
Organism: Tigriopus californicus
Lineage: Eukaryota; Metazoa; Arthropoda; Copepoda; Harpacticoida; Harpacticidae
Product: U4/U6.U5 tri-snRNP-associated protein 1-like
Exons: 2
Coding region: 1-3048 (1015 amino acids)
Biological process (GO): maturation of 5S rRNA; mRNA cis splicing, via spliceosome
Cellular component (GO): U4/U6 x U5 tri-snRNP complex
Source: RefSeq, a predicted model, not a curated record
AUGGGACGGGGUAGCAAACGACCCGAAUCCGAAACGGAAGAAGGGCAAUGGGAAGAUGACGACCCGCCGCCGGCCGAAGGGGGGGGUCGUUCGCCGCUGGCCCGCCGGCCCACCUCGGGCUCCCGCUCACCGGGCUCAUCGCGUCCGGAUAAUGAGGGGGAUGUGAUCUCCUCGGACGAGGAUUUCCCCGGCCCACCCGCCCGAUCGGCGCCCCGCCCACGCCCACGGCGAUCCUCCCGGAAAUCCUCGGAUUCGGCCGAGGAUUCUGAAGAUUCGGCCGAUUCGGCCCACGCCCCUGGAUGGCAUCGGAAACGCGUCAAGGACAAGAAGAAGCGGAAGAAGAGCAAGAAAGACAAGAAGAAGAAGAAGAAGCGCAAACACGCCCACGGCGAGGCACCGCGGAGUCAUUCCGCCUCCGGCCAGCGUCGCCAAAGAUCGCGUCAUUCCGAGGAUUCCAGCCAGGACCGGGUGAUUGUGUCGUCCGAUGCGGCUGAAGCCACGGAUCGGGAAGGCGGGUCCACGCCCGAGGUCGCCGAAAGAGAAGAAGAGAUCGAGACCGCCGUGCCCGUGAUCGCCACGCGACGCCGAGCCACGGCCGCGGAUUUCUUUCAGGAGGAGGAACCGGAGCCGCGUCGAGAUCGAUCGCGCUCGCGACCCGCCCCUCGGCGGCCCAGCCGUUCCCGAGAACGGGCCCAUCGGGGCUCGCGGCGCGAAGAACGAGCUCAACCUCGAUCGCGGGAAGAGCGGACGCGGGAGCGGGAGCGAGAACGAGAGCCGCGGGAGCUCAAAGCGGCGUCGCCUCCGCCCAAGGCCCCGGCACCAGAGGGCGGGUCGCAGAAGAUCUUGUCCAUGUCAGUGGCUGAAAGCAACGCCCUGCGCGCCUCCCUGGGAUUGGCCCCUUUGAAGGAGAAGAACGCGGUGGACCCGAACGGCACCCGUGAAGAGAGGCGCGAACACAAAGCCCGUGAAGAGUUCGCCCGCGCGCAAGGCGGGACGCUCAUCCCCAAUUCGACCAAACACGAGAUCCACAAAGCUCCGGAGAAUUUGUCCCAGAAAACGCAUGCCGAGAAAUUGCGCGAACGAAUUCAAGAGCGGAAGAAGAAACGCGAGAUGGAAGCGCGGUUAUUGGCCAUCAAGAAACUGGGCGACUCGGAUUCGGACGAGGAUCGUCGGGGUUCCAGCUCCAAUUGGGUGGAGCGGCAGAAGAAGAUUCAGGCGGAAAAGGCGGCAGCGCUAAAACGGGCCCGGAUGUUGGAGGAGCUGGAGGAUGAUUUUGGCGUGGGCCACCUAGUGCAAGAAGCCGUGGCGCAAGAUCGAGCCGGGGCUUAUGGUAAGAAGGAUUUGUCGGGCUUGAAGGUGGAACACUCGGCCGAGAAUUUCGCGUCGGGUCGGGAUGUGAUCUUAACCUUGAAGGACUCGGAUGUGUUGGACGCCUCGGCUGAAGACACCCUAGUCAAUGUGAAUAUUAUGGAUGACGAGCGCACCAAGAAGAAGCUGGAAGAGGUCAAGAAGGCCAAGGUCGGCUAUAACGCCUACGAUCAGGAAGAAGUGGACGAGCUCACUGGCGAGCUCAAACGCAAGAAUAUGUUGGACAAGUAUGACGAGGAAAUCGAAGGCGAGCAACGCACUUCCUUCAAGAUCGGUCACGAAGGCGACUACAACGAGGAGGAGCAAAUCGAACGCCAACGCCAGAAGAUCCGCGAGAAAUUGAAUGCGGCCAAAAGAUUGGAGUCGCUCGCGUUGCCCGAGCUCAAAGUGGCCUCGGAUUAUUACACCUCGGAAGAAACGGCCCAAUUCAAGAAGCCCAAGAAGAAACGCAAGGUCAAGAAACGCAUCCUUCGAGCCGACGACUUGUUGGCCGAUCUCGAGGCAGAUUCGAGUGCCAAUAAGAAGCCGUCCAAGAGUCCAGCCCCAAUGGAUCGAUCCAGUAAAGGUGCCCUACCCAUGGAUUUGGACGAGGAUGUCGAGAUCAAGUUCGAGGCGGAUCUCGAUGACGUCAAACUAGAGGAUGAGGGCGAUAUGGGUCUCGAGGCUGCCCUCAACCGUGCUCGUAAACUCAAACAGAAGCGAGAAAAUACCGAUGUAGCGGAACAAAUCCUGGAAGAAAUCAAAGCCGAACCGAAAGUGAAGCAGGAGACCGAGGAGGAUCUCACCGGAUCCGAACUCAUCGGCACCUUCGAGGAGGAAGAAGAUGGUCACCAAAGCCAGUUUGGCAAGCCCCUUAUCAUGAAUGAGACCGUCGAGUUCUGCCGCAAUUUGGGCGCCCGCCAGUUCAACGAUCAAUUCGAGCGUGGCCAGAAGAUCAAGCAAGAAUCCUCUGUGUCCAAAGAUCUCCUUGAGUUCGAGGAAUCCCUCACCUCCGCAGCGGGAUCCAGUGGCAUUGCCGAUCGAUCCUCCACCAAAGAGCCGCAUCAACGGGGUCAAUGGGAAGAGGUGGACAACAACGAUGACGAUUCGGACUUUGAGCGCGACAUGAAAAUGGACGUGGAUUCCCAUGGGGAGGAUGACAUGAACAAUGCGGCCAUUUUGGAGGAGGAGCCCGACCUUCAAAGCGGCGUGGCUGCCGCGAUCCAGUUAGCCAAUAGCAAAGGCUAUUGGGAGAAGGAAGAAAAGAAAGCCACGGGGAGUAACCUGAAGCAUCUCAUGGCGAAGAACUACUCAAUCGACGAUAAGAUGCGCAUGGACGAUGAGCGUGGUGGGCGGAGAGGCGAUCGUUAUGGGGGAGGCGGUCCCUCGCAGCCAUUUCAAGAGAAGGCCAACUAUGUGCCCAAUGUUCAGCUCGAGUAUAUCGAUGACGGUGGGCGGCUCAUGAACCAAAAGGAGGCCUUCCGAUACCUCAGCCAUAAGUUCCAUGGGAAAGGCUCGGGCAAGAUGAAGACUGAAAAGCGAAUGAAGAAGGUCAUGGAGCAGAGUCUGAUGAUGAAUAUGUCCAGUACGGAUACGCCGCUGCAGACUGUCGAAAAGCUGAAGAAGAAACAGAAGGAGUCGGCCACACCCUAUUUGGUUCUCUCCGGUAACAAGAUCAACCCUCAAGAUUUAAAGAAGUGAGCAAUGUACCACGCAAUUCCCCAUGAAAACAUUUCAUAAAUACAUUCAGUUUCAACUUUU